This is a messenger RNA of Lactuca sativa (garden lettuce), 369 nucleotides long. The record is from RefSeq and is a predicted model, not a curated record. NCBI's taxonomy places the organism in Eukaryota, Viridiplantae, Streptophyta, Magnoliopsida, Asterales, Asteraceae.
AUGGCCGGAUUUCACCUACCUAGAGACACUUACUUCCCUAAUGAGGGAAACGCCGGAUGGCUCGAGGCAAAACGCGAGGAGAUGAUCGAGGAGGAUCCCGAGGAAGACCCGGAGGAGAUGGAUGAAGAAGAAGAAUCAGAAGAGGAAGAAGAAGAAGAGGAACCAAAAGAGGAAGUCAUCAACCCUCCGUACAUCGCUAGGGUGCUUGCGAACCGCUUUGGCCACAACGGACCUAAGCCCUAUUGGGCAACAAUGAUCGAGAGGUGGAGCCGUCAACAACGCCAACGGUCACCAUAUGGCGACCAACAUGUUUACUACGACCUUAGCCAUGGAGGACCGGCUGACAGGGCCCUCCUCGUCAUGGUCUAG